This is a messenger RNA of Suricata suricatta (meerkat), 2274 nucleotides long. It is a transcript of the gene HS3ST3A1, whose product is annotated as heparan sulfate-glucosamine 3-sulfotransferase 3A1. The annotation marks the transcript as partial. Gene Ontology annotation, molecular function: [heparan sulfate]-glucosamine 3-sulfotransferase activity. The transcript has 3 exons. NCBI's taxonomy places the organism in Eukaryota, Metazoa, Chordata, Mammalia, Carnivora, Herpestidae. The record is from RefSeq and is a predicted model, not a curated record.
GGCGGCUCCGGGGCCGGCAGCAGCACGCCCGAGGCCCCUCCGGGGACCCUGGCCCUGCUGCCGGACGAGGGCAGCAAGCAGCUGCCGCAGGCCAUCAUCAUCGGCGUGAAGAAGGGCGGCACGCGGGCGCUGCUCGAGUUCCUGCGCGUGCACCCCGACGUGCGCGCCGUGGGCGCCGAGCCCCACUUCUUCGACCGCAGCUACGACAGGGGCCUCGCCUGGUACCGGGACCUGAUGCCGCGGACCCUGGACGGGCAGAUCACCAUGGAGAAGACGCCCAGCUACUUUGUGACGCGCGAGGCGCCCGCGCGCAUCUCGGCCAUGUCCAAGGACACCAAGCUGAUCGUGGUGGUGCGGGACCCGGUGACCCGGGCCAUCUCGGACUACACGCAGACGCUGUCCAAGCGGCCCGACAUCCCCACCUUCGAGAGCCUGACGUUCAAAAACCGCACGGCGGGCCUCAUCGACACGUCGUGGAGCGCCAUCCAGAUCGGCAUCUACGCCAAGCACCUGGAGCACUGGCUGCGCCACUUCCCCAUCGGCCAGAUGCUCUUCGUGAGCGGCGAGCGGCUCAUCAGCGACCCGGCCGGCGAGCUGGGCCGCGUGCAGGACUUCCUGGGCCUCAAGAGGAUCAUCACCGACAAGCACUUCUACUUCAACAAGACCAAGGGCUUCCCCUGCCUCAAGAAGGCCGAGGGCAGCGGCAAGCCCCACUGCCUGGGCAAGACCAAGGGCAGGCCCCACCCGGAGAUCGACCGCGAUGUGGUGCGCCGGCUGCGCGACUUCUACCGGCCGUUCAACUUGAAGUUCUACCAGAUGACCGGCCAGGACUUCGGCUGGGAUGGAUGACGAUGUAAUUUAAAAAGAAAAAGAAAAAAAUAUCAAAAUAUAAUAUAUUUUUGUACCAAUCGGUAGAGAAGAAGGCAGUCUAAUAUUUGUGCUGAAAAUACUUGUUUUGGUGUUUUUUCUUUUUUCCCAAUGAAUGUUAAAAGAGGUUCUCGCUUCCGCCCCCAUCUCGCCUUCCAAAUGCCAACAUUUGGAGCAACAGAAAAGGAAAACCUCACUGGUCUAAAUACUUGCAAUUUUCUACUUUUAUUUUAUGGGUUCUAUACACAAUUAUAAACCAUGAGCAUUGGUUGCCAUUAAAACUUUGAGGAAAAUCCUGAGGGUAAAUCAAUCUGUUUCUGUCCCCACCUCUCUGUCUCUUGUCUGUCCUUUCACAAGUCCCAGAUAAAAUGAUCCCUCCUUAUGUUUCCUCCCCUGGAAUGUUUUUCCCGCCUUGCGCCACUUUUUAAAAAGCAGUUCCCAGUUAAUAAACCUCCCAUGUUUGCAUACCACUGCCCAGUUUCCAUAGAACUUGUGAAUAAAGCACCUUUUCCCAUCGUUACGUGAAUGUGGGGUAAGCAUAUAGCACAUAGAGAUUAUGAUUCCCAUUUUACAGAUAAGGCAACUGAGUCUCAGGGACGUUAAAUGACUUACUGUAAGGCUGGACAGUGGACCUUGGGCAAAACCCCAUCUUCUCCUUGUUCCCUAUAUCCUGCCACUUUUUCCAGAGAGAACGGGAAAUAAGGCAUCUCUACUUCUAGAAACGGUUAGCUAGUUUGGGAAUGAUCAGAGGUAGGACAGAGAGGGUGUCCUAUUGCCUUCUAAAGUUCCAGGCUGCUUUGUGACAGUCACAAUGAGUCACCUAAGUUCCAGGACAGCACUCAGACAUGGACACAAUAUCCUUUAAGAGCCAGUCUUGGCUUGUUGAAAUACCCUGAAACACCAGUCUUGGUUUGGUUGACGUUGACUGAAAUUAUUGGAUUCGUUUCUGGAAAACCAGAUGGAUAAUCACACUAGGAACAGGGGGAAAAAAUGGUAGGAGCGUAAAUUACCUAUUUGUGGUUUUCAUGGUCCUUUUUUUUUUUUUUUAAGGAAGAACCCACUUCAGCAAGAGAUUAUGAGUAUGAAUCUCCUUUUUUGUUAUCGCCUUUUUUUAAAACAAAGAAAACCUGUUUCUCUUUGUAAUAUGUCAUUGCUAAUCUUGGAGCUAAUAGUAAAAACAAUCAAUAAAUGUCAUUAUUUUUCACAGGUGGAAGACUGUCACCGUCACUUUCUUUCUUCCCCCACUUUCUAUUUGUACCAAGGAUAACCAAAUAAUCAUUAAUAUUUGGAAAAUAUUCUAAGAAAUAUAGAUGUGAGCAAAAUGGCAGUUUUUCUUCUUUUCCCAUCUAUUUCUCUCCUCCCCCUCCCUUUAAAUAGCUCAAAUAAAUCAAUAGUUUAUUAAGAGUA